Molecule: messenger RNA, 4191 nt
Organism: Labrus mixtus (cuckoo wrasse)
Lineage: Eukaryota; Metazoa; Chordata; Actinopteri; Labriformes; Labridae
Product: transcription factor Sp3-like
Exons: 8
Coding region: 146-2074 (642 amino acids)
Biological process (GO): regulation of transcription by RNA polymerase II
Molecular function (GO): DNA-binding transcription factor activity, RNA polymerase II-specific; RNA polymerase II cis-regulatory region sequence-specific DNA binding
Source: RefSeq, a predicted model, not a curated record
GGGCUCCUCUCGGGACCGGAGAGUGGGGAUGCUUUGCGGGCUUUUCGGGCAGCCAGGAGUUGAAGAUUACAGAGUUUUGCUCAGUUUCCCCCUGUCUCCCUGCUAGCGCCAAACCCAGAGCAGAAGCCUUCUGGAACAAGGAGAAAUGGCGUCCGCGGACGUGGACAGCUGCAGCCAAAGCGAGUAUCUGCAGCCCGGCGGCGUUGCGGCGGACUCACAGACGACAGACAUGUCAGCCAUUCAGCUAACGGGUUCGGACCGAUGGGAGGUGUUAACUCCCGUCUCCACUGGAAAGGAAGACCAGGGAAUCAUUCACAUUCAAAACUCUGGGAUUGUCACUUCCAAUGGGCAGUAUGUGCUUCCAAUUGGGAGUAUGUCCAACCAGCCCAUUUAUGUUACAGCAUCUGGGAAUGAGACUGCAGCCAAUGGCGUGUCGGGAAUUCAGUAUCAGGUCAUACCCCAAAUCCAAAAUUCAGAUGUUACACUUGCGGGAUUCCAAACACAGGGACUGGAUGACGGUACAGGGCAGAUCCAGCUCCUACAAGAUGGCAGCCAGGGCAGCAUCGGAAUCAGCUGUGCCACGACGACGGCGGACCUGGGCCAUGUGCAGUCGAUCCAAGGCGUCCAACUGGCUGGAGGAUCAGCGUACACGGGCGCUCUACCGGGCAACAUCACGUUCGUCCCUUUAAACAGCUUGGAUCUGGAGUCUUUAGGACUGACCGGAGCGCACACGGUCCCCAUUGCAACCGGGGUAACAGCCGAAGGUCAGCUGAUCAUGAGCGGCCAGACGCUGGACAGUCAGGGUCAGGACGCUGGCGGCGGCAAACAGCAGCUGGUCACGGUGAGCGACGCCAGCGGAAACCAUGAACUCUACGUGCCAACCUCCACGUCCUCCUCCAACUCGUCCAAUCUCCCCGAGACCAUCGACGGCACAGGGGUCCUGACCCAAGCCACCGCCGUGUCCGCAGGCAUCUCUGACCCCUCGUCCUCGGCAAACUACAACUCCCACAACCACCUGCAGCAAAUCCAGGUUUCAUCCUCGAACGCCACCACUCUCUCACAGCCCAUCUUGCAUCUGUCUGGGGACGGUCAGGCCCAGGUGGCCCAGGUGGCUCAGGGUCAGGACAUGAACGCAGCAGGAGGUCAGACUCUUCAGAGUGUGCAGCUGGUCAACCCGGGGACUUUCCUCAUCCAGGCCCAAACCGUCACCGCGACCGGACAGAUUCAGUGGCAGACCUUUCAGGUUCAAGGUGUUCAGUCACUCCAGGGGCUCCAGCUGCCCCAGGGCCAGGGUCAGGCACAGCAGCUGACCUUAGCCCCAGUGCAGACUCUUCCUCUGGGCCAGACCGGCCAGGUGAGCCUACCCAACCUCCAGACAGUCACGGUGAACUCUGUAACGCAAAGUGGAGUUCAGUUCACACAGGGGGAUGGAGCGAUCAGUCCAGGUAUCCAUAUAAAGGAAGAGCCGGACUCUGAGGAGUGGCAUCUGAGCGGAGACUCCACGCUGAACCCCAGCGACCUGAACAACCUGCGUGUUCAGAUGGCGGACGACGACAUGGACAUGGCGGGCGGGGAGGGGAAGAGGCUCCGUAGAGUGGCCUGCACCUGCCCCAACUGCAAAGAGUCUGGAGGAAGAGGUUCCGGCAUGGGGAAAAAGAAGCAGCACAUCUGCCACAUCGCCGGCUGCGGGAAGGUUUACGGGAAAACGUCUCACCUGCGAGCUCACCUGCGCUGGCACAGCGGAGAGAGACCCUUCGUCUGCAACUGGAUGUUCUGUGGGAAGAGGUUCACCCGGAGCGACGAGCUGCAGAGACACAGGAGGACACACACAGGAGAGAAGAAGUUUGUGUGCACAGAGUGCGCCAAGAGAUUCAUGCGGAGCGACCACCUGGCCAAGCACAUAAAGACUCACCAGAAUAAAAAAGGUGGGGUCCCCUCCACGUCCCCGCCCACCACUGACACCCUCAUCACUGCCGACGGAACCACGCUAAUCCUCCAGGCCGCCACCCAUGACCUCGUAGGCAAUCAGGAGAUCCAGCUGGUCACGGUGGCGCCUGCUGAGGUCAUGGAAUAAGGGGGCCAAUGGGGUGAGAUUUUUUUUUUUAAAUUUUAUUUUUGAGAACUGGCCUAUCACAGGGACCUUUUGGGCUACUUUUCCCUUUUCCCUUUUUUUCUUUUCUUUUCUUUUUUUUUUUUUUUUUUUUUUUACAUAUGAAUAUAUACGUAAAUAUAUAUGACAAAUAUAUAUAUUUUAAGUAAGAGUUAUCAUGACUUUAUGUUUGUUUUUGCAGUCUUUUUAUAGGCAGGCAAAAAAAUAACAUUCAAAUGUGGUCGCUAUGUACACGCGUCAACACACACACACACACACACACACACACACGAAAACAUGUAUUAACACUUGACAUGAAUACUCAACACAAUGAAAUGCCUUAUUUUGUAUCAUACUCUUGUAUAAAAUGCUGGAGGUGCAUGUGUUUUUUAAGCUUUGCAGAUGAUGUAACUGUAACGGAUAUUAAUGUGUUUGUGAAAUGGAGAUGAUGAGGAGGAGGAGGAGGAGGAGGAGUUUCUGACCGAGAAAGAAAAGGAAGUGGCUUAACCUCUCUGGGAUUAUUGAAUUUUUCUGUCGGGUGAGUUUUGACAGAACUGAGCGCGGUUUGUUUGAAGCAGCACUCCAUCCCGGCUGAACUGUCACACUGCUGCUGCUGCUGCUGCUGCUGUCACCACAAAUGAUCUUUAUAAUGUCAUCAUAACGCAGAAUGUUUGGACAUUUGUCUUCUGUCCAGCAGCUGGCAGAGAAGAAUGACACCUCUUGUGUUUGAUAAACUACUGGUUAGCUUAGCUUAGCACAAACACUGCUACACCGACUCUUUUCACAAAUCUGACUUUAACCUCAAAAGCUCAUGAUAUAUAUCUUUUUGUAGCUCAGUUUUAUUUCAGCAGAACAAAAACUAAGAUUUUCAGCUAGAACACCAGGGGGGCUGCAGGACGUUUUUGCUCCCAGCCGAGAAACAGUCCCGUACAUAUUCCUCUGUAGAAGAGCAAAUAGACUCUUUCAUUUCAGGGUGUGUAGAGAUUAAAAAACUACUGUAGGUACAAUGUGUGAACUAAAGAAGCGUCAGCGUAUUUUAGAAAGAGCCAGGCCAGCUGACCACUCCCCUCACUGUUUUCAGUCUUUAUGGUAAGCUAAGCUAAUCCGUCAUACUUGGUGCACAGAAAUGUGAGCGGUGUCGAUCUUCUCCUCAAACUCUGCGACAAAGCGAAUGAGCUGGUUUCCCCAAACUUUUCAGCAGCGGUCACCCGAUCACUGACAGUCGACAUGAGGGUGACGCUGAUGUCACGCAGUGCUGCUUCAAGCAGAGCGGGCUGUUCGGCUGGCGGUCAGCGCAGGACGUCAGUACCACUGUUAAACUGAUCUGAAGGUGAUGUUUUUCCGUCAUCGAGUUCGGGUUGGGUGUGGGGUGGGGUGGGGUUGGUGGAAAUAGAUGCAGUUUCUUCCAGCAUCGGGUCAGUCUGAACAGAAUGUCUCGUCUGUCCUCACGAGCCCCGCUGUCCACUGUGUUUGUACACGUCGAGUUAUUGUUUCCCCGCUCCUAUUUUGUUGUAAAUUCACUUUUUUUUUUUUUUUUUUCUUUCCGUCUGUUUGACAAUGUAAGUGUCGCAAAAUCGAAGCGAUUUUAAAGAAUAGAGGUUACCUCUGCAGGUGUUCUGUCGUUGUCAGCCGCACAUGGUUUGCAGCAGAACAUGCACCGAUGUUGCCGUGAGAAGAGAAAACCCACAAACGGAUGCAAAAACGAUACCAUCGGACCCCUCGAGGGUGUUUGUGAUUGAACAUUCCAGUUGGGAACCAGACGACGUGGGGUUUGUUGUUUUUUUUUUUGCAGUAACUGCUCUGAUGGUUCUUCUGGUCAGAUAUCACUCAAGUUAAAGGAAAACAAUCAUGCCAUUAUUAUUAUUUUUUUUAAUUAAUGUAACCCUUUCCUCAGUUUGUCCUCAUGUGUGUAGCAUUCAUUUACAUGUAUAUUCUCUUAUUUUCACAUUUUGUUUAUAGAAGCCAUUACUUAGUUAACUGAAUUUGUUGUAUCAAAAACCUUAUUUUAAGUGAUUUUUUUAAAGAAAUGGUGUAAAAAUUGAAUGUUACCUUUUGUAAAAGCUUUUUUCAAAUGGAUCACAAUAAAAGUCUGAAACCUUCCA